Messenger RNA from Falco peregrinus (peregrine falcon), 7225 nucleotides. It is a transcript of the gene KCTD21, whose product is annotated as potassium channel tetramerization domain containing 21. Lineage: Eukaryota; Metazoa; Chordata; Aves; Falconiformes; Falconidae. Gene Ontology annotation, biological process: ubiquitin-dependent protein catabolic process; protein homooligomerization. The transcript is spliced from 4 exons. Bases 1352 to 2134 code for a protein of 260 amino acids. Gene Ontology annotation, molecular function: cullin family protein binding; histone deacetylase binding. The record is from RefSeq and is a predicted model, not a curated record.
UGCCAAGUGAUGCUCAUGUGGAUGCUUAGGCAGGACAUUAGAAACCGGUGAAAACCUCUGCUGAGGCCGGCGUUAAAUUAGUAUAUUGGACUGCACAAAGGGUGACAUCAGCUGUUUGCAAGGAAAAGUGAUGUGCCCACUGCCGUGUAGCCAGUGGCAGUGCCCUCCUGGCAGUCGGCUUGGCAGCCCCUGAGCCCACGGGUGUCGGAGGCCACGCCAGGAGAGCACCGAGCACCGCAGCACUUUGGCUUUUUUCCUCCAAACCUCCUCGCUGCUGCUGUAUCUCUCUGGCUUUGCGCUCCCUCUCCCCCUCCAUCUUGUCUGCUGCCCUUCUCGUUCAGUACAGGGAACCUUCAUUUCAUUCUCCUCCUCCCCGCCGUGCGCCACUGUGUUCAGUCCUUUUCUCUCAGGAGGAAGCUGACCUUUGUUUUAUAUUGCUCCUUCCUCUUACUAGCUGAGCACCCUCUCUUACUUCCCUGCUGCUGUCUCCCUGCCCUCAUCUCUUUAUUGCUUAAGUUCAGCAUCUGCAGCGAGCUGGAUGUGCAGCCUUUUGCAUUCACCUACAUCCCUAAGGAAGCAGCCCAGGAGAUGCUCAAAGGGCGUCAAGGUGCCGGUGUGGGAAGGGACAAACACACAGCAUCACACUCACAACCGACCAGGGAUGUUAUGAAACUCCUGUUCACACUUUCCUGUCGUUCGUGCGUCUCGUUGGCAGAGGAGCGUUUCUGUGUCUAACAAAGCACGGUUAGAAAAUUAAAUAUACAAAAAUAUAAAUGACUGGCAGCUAAGCAGUUGCUCUCCAAAGGUGGAUAGUCAGCGUGGUAAGACAGCGAGAAGGGAAGGGUGAGCCCCGUCGUUUCCUGCCUCGCGCCUGCUGGGAAUUGGAGUCCCUUCCCGGAGCUUGUCACCCGUGUCCCCUGCGUCAGCCUCAGGGGCUUCAGACUGACUCGUCUACAGUCCCCAUAACAGUUGAGGCACAAACUUCUAGCUGAGGGUCUGGAUUUCUUCUGUGAAAUCAUCCCCUUGAGAAGGGACAAGGCAUGAAACCGGUCUGCAGGACUCGGGUGUUUUGUAGAAACUGGAAUUUCUGCCGCAAACCAAAACGCGACCUUCAGCAAGACAUGCUGGAGCAAAGUGGUAUGUGCUGAGUGUGGGGAAUCUGGGGGAAGACCCAGAGCAGAAUGAGCAUGGUACGGAAAGAAGUCUCCUUGCCUGAUCAUGUGUUUGCCAUUAAGGCACUCUAAUGAAGCAGACUGGAGCCCCAUCCUGCAAACCACCAUCUUCUCCUGCCAAAUCACAUUUAAAGUCUCCAGCUGCUGUACAGUAGUCCCAGCAUUGUGACUUUUCCAUCAUGUCAGAACCCAUCACACUUAAUGUUGGAGGAAAACUCUAUACCACCUCACUGUCUACCCUGACUAGCUUUCCAGACUCCAUGCUGGGGGCCAUGUUUAGUGGGAAGAUCCCAACCAAGAAGGACAGCCAAGGCAACUGCUUUAUUGACAGAGACGGAAAAAUCUUCCGCUAUAUCCUGAAUUUCUUACGAACAUCUCACUUGGACCUCCCCGAAGACUUUCAGGAAAUGGGCUUACUCCGACGGGAGGUUGAUUUUUAUCAGAUUCAGCCACUGAUUGAGGCCUUGCAGGAGAAGGAGGUGGAACUUUCUAAAGCAGAGAAAAAUGCCAUGCUCAACAUCACCCUCGAUCAGAAGACCCAGACUGUUCACUUCACCGUCCGAGAAGCACCCCAGAUCUACAGCCUGUCUUCUUCCAACAUGGAAGUGUUCAGUGCUCAUAUCUUCUCCACGUCAUGUCUGUUCCUGAAGCUUCUUGGGUCCAAACUUUACUAUUGCUUCAAUGGAAACCUCUCUUCAAUAUCCAGCUACCUGCAAGACCCCAACCAUUUGACCUUAGACUGGGUUGCAAGCGUGGAAGGCCUUCCCGAAGAGGAGUACACCAGGCAGAAUUUAAAGAGACUCUGGGUGGUGCCAGAUAAUAAGCAAAUCAAUAGUUUCCAGGUGUUUGUGGAAGAAGUGCUAAAAAUAGCCAUGAGUGAUGGUUUUUGCAUAGAUUCUUCUCAUCCACAUACUUCAGAUUUCAUGAAUAAUAAGGUUAUUCGCCUAAUUCGGUACAAGUAGGAAUGGCUGUUUAUUAUGGUGCCAGCAUGGAGAUAACACAGGUAAAGUGUUUCCCUCUAAAACACACUUACAGCCUAAUUCAGAAUCAUGCUUAUCUGGAUUAAGAGUCACUAACAGGGAGAUGAUUUGCCUUUAAUGCAUUUUCCAAUACCUUUCAGAAUAUGUCCGUAUUCUAGACAGAGGGAGUAUUGUCUAGCACCUGAAUUAAGGACUGGUUCUGUCUCUGCCUCCACCUCUGACCUGCUGUACAGCUGUGGGGAAAAUCACUUCUGUCCUUCCUACGUUUUCCAGUCGGAAAAUGGGAGUGAUCCUUAACUUAUAUUGCAAGGGGAUGUCAAGGUUCGGUAAUCAAGGUCUGGAAUGUCUCUGGAGAACAGAUGCAGUGAAAGAUGCCAUGGAGCUGCAGUGCAGCAGUCAGCCCUGGGAGCACAUUCUCCACGUCUUGCCAUAUCACCUGUGCAGAGCAUCCAAGAAGCUUGGCUGGAUCCACAGAGAAGCCUCCCCACAUGGACUCACUCAAUAUAGCUGAAAAGGAUGGUGUAAACUGCAAACAAGAAGUGGAUCGAGGGGAUCCUGUCUCUUUGGGUUCAGUGAAGGAUUUCUGUCACCAUCUGAAGCUGGCUUGGUUUUUUUUCUGAACCCUGUGAGGAAGCCCCUGUUCUGUUCUGCUUUCAGGGAAGCCAUGUUUGAAUGACGUGACUGGCAUGGGGAAUGAUCAAGGAAGCCAUAGCAGAGAGAAUGGCAGUCUUACAAACUGAGAAGAUUAUGGCUGGUGGGGGAACUUUGCUUUGGAUGUUCUUAAAAUCUUCACUUUUACAUUCCAAAGGCAUCCAAGACAACUAUUCCUUUUCUUUCUCUUACAAUGUUAGUAUUUGUCUGGAGGAUGCUGCUGAAACUUUCUGAGGCAAAGACAGAUUUAGGGGCAGAGGCCCCCAGAUACCUUCUAAAUGUUUGAGCCUCUUCUGCUUCCUGGACACGGCCUUUUUGGGGGUAUGUCUCCCUUCAGCAGUGCCUGGAGUGCAUGGGAUGCUCUCUGGGUAGGAUGAAUUCCAUCUGAAAAGACAACAUUCCCAUCAGGUUAUGCCUAAUAUUUUUCAUUACAAAAACAAAGGGUCACUUUUCCUAUCCUGGUACAUUGAGCCAUUUUUUUUUUUACACAUCAUUGUGAAGCGGUCAGGUGACUAAGCUAGCAUUUUGCCUGCUUGCUUGGCUUCAGUGUCAGACUGUCAGAGGUAAGGCAGUGGAAAACCAGAGGUGAUGACAAUGGUCAAGCUCUUUCUACACACCCAGUCUGUCCUGUAAUGAAGAUCAUAAUCCACUAGCUGCAUGUUAGCUCUAAAUAUCAUUUGUGCCACAUUCAAGGUGGUUCAUUCUCAGCUAAUUAUGUUUAAAAGUUUCUUAGCUGUCUUUCCCUAACCAAAUUGCUGUGUGUGUAAGAGAAACCCUCUGGAACAUUUGCUGUCAUCUCUAAUGAGAUAGAAGAGAAAAUGCAAUAACCAAGUUCUGUAUUUAGAAUUUUCGUGCUUCCAAAAGUUCUUAGCAUAGGGCUGCACAGCUCAGUAUUGCUCAUGUUCUUGUUUCUCAAAGUAACAAGUCUGUCAUUGCAUUAAGCUGACCUGUGAAGAAGCAUAAAAAAGCGUUUUGUUACUGUUGUAAAAAACAGUGAGACAAAUGUAUUUCUACUGUCCCAAGCUGUAACUGCAUGAACAACACAAAUCAGCAUGCUGAAGGUAAAAAUGCACAUUCUGCAGCUACUGGCAGCCUGUUACAGACCACUGCCCCUGUCUGACUUGGGGUUAAACCAGCAUGAUGUACAUGGGACUGUGUUGUUGGGAAGCACUGACUGGGCUUGAAGCCCUCAGAACCAUUAAACCUUUCAAGUUUUGUGAAUUUUGAGGAUUGUAAACAGGAUUUUGUGGCCAAAUUCCAGCUUGAGUCACCAUAUUCUUCUAGGUUUAGUUGCAUUAGGAUGAACUGAAGAACUCCUUUUUUUCCCCCAUUGCUGUCCUGAAUUAUAAUGUGGGAGCAGUCUGUUCCAGGGGUUGCUGCAGGCCACUGCCAAAGCAAAGCAACUCCUGUGUGAAUCUUAUUUCUGACAUGAGUUUGCCUGUCAGUUGGACAUUCACAGUGAUGAUCUAUGCAGGUAAUAUGAUUAUGAUCUGUAAAAUACCAUACAUGAAUGCUCUUUUAUCAAAUCUAUACCCUGAAACAGAUACACCUUUGCUGAAUUUAUGGUAACAGCUCUGGGGGACUGUUGACGGUAUUUCUUUUUAACCCGCAACCUAGAUUUUAAAUGAUCUGUAACAGGAGUUCUUGUAUGUCAGCACCAAAAUAAUACUUAUCUGUAGUAAUUUGUUCCCUGUCAGCUUGAGUUUAUCCAAAGGUAAGAGCAAUGGGCUUGAUUCUCAUUUGGAAGGGGGGAAAAGGUCUGAUCCACAACCUCUAAAGCUCUUUGCUCCCUUCUGUUUCAGCAAAACAAAACUAUGCCCUGGGAGACUUGAAUCGUUACUGCAUUUUCUGGUGAAAGACAAGUAAGAAGAGUCCAUAAAAGCACUAUGCAUAGCUUUAUCUAGAGCAUUUACUCCUCCCCUUUGCUCCCACCUCCUUUUCUUCUCUUCUGACAGUAGCAGCACCCAAAGUAAAAGCAGUUACACAGUUUCUUUAAAGUCUAAACAAGAAAUGAAGAGUGCCCCAACCCAGCCUAGACAGUAACUGGGGUGAUUCUGUUGACAGGGAAAUACGGGUUUCAAUCCCCACAGACUGAGGAGAGAGCUGAACCCAGGUCUUCUGGAGUGCUUUAAUCCAUCAGUCUAUUAUGGAAAAGAUGGAGGACUUGAAUACACGUCUAUCUGUGCUCACGUAACUAAAUCAGGCAAAGGUGCAGCCAGCCACAAAUCUGUCAUUUAUUAAUAUACAAAGAGAUGCAAAAUAUCUCUUCUGUAUGCAGAAAGAUGCAAAAUUUCCAACAAGUGUAAAGACAUGAGUGAAGACAGGCUUUGGGAGGAACAGAAAAACUUGGGAUACCUCUAAAUUGCUAAGCAGAAUAAACACCUUUAAGCAUGACAUACUAUUUAUAAUGCCACAGUCAUUCUGCAUGCUAAUUGAGUAAGUGAAAUAAAUGGUGAAUCACUUGCGAUUGCAGUCAGACAUAUGUUAAACAAAUGCAGUUGCUAUUUCAAACUACACACCAAGCUAAAUUUAUAGCUGCUCCCUAAUUUUGCAGUCUGUAAGUUGCAUUGUAAUGGCUGUUUAUAGGAAUGUUCUUUCUCCAAAGCAUUUGUUUGCUUUUUAUCUAGAUAGCUGACUUUUGUUUACCUUCUUUUUCUGAACCCCAGAGGUGUAACUUGCUUUUGUUUACCAGGCAACAGCAUUGGUGAUUCUUCUUCUCAAGAGUUUUCCUGAAUUAAAGAAAAGCAAACAUGCACAAAGCCAUAUUAAGUAGAGCACAACCCCUCACUGGUCUUGAAAAGCACUUGGCAUUAAGUAGCAGGAACAUCUAAAAAUUAUUUCACUGUUGAGUGGAAUAUUCACUCUCAGAACAAACUCAUUAUUUUCCUGUAAGGGCCUGCGAACAAGGAAAGGAUCUAGUGAGGUAUUUUCCCUUACACUUUGAAGGGCGCUUUCUUCCACAUCUCAGUGCUUAACUCCUGUUCUGAUUCUGCCUUCUCUCCUUCAACACUUUCACAUUCAAAAUGAGGCUAAGUCCUGCACUUUGUUUUUUCUAAAUGGCCUACAUGCUGAGAGCACCACUGAACAUCAGCAGUGCUAGAGCAGAAAAAUACCAGUUAGGGCAGAUGAUAAACAAGCCAUUAGCUGUAGUCUAAUGACAUUAUCAGGUACGGGAAUGUGCGUAGCACAGUAGGAUUUGUUAUAUGACAGAAAGAUUAUUAUGAAGCAUCUUAGUGGAGUCCAGAAUCACUCAUGGAUUUCUCUGUGUUUUCAGGCUUGAUAGCUCUUAAAUACCUAAAAAUGUCUACUUGCAAUGAAGGGACUGAAACCAUACAUAAAUAUCAAGGCAUCUUUGGUUCAUGCAGCUGUUAAGGGUCAGCAGGAGUUGGUGGGAAGAGUGUUGCUGCAGGCAAUGGUGGGGAAAUAAAAGAAAUAGGUGUGCAAAGUUGGACCUGAAAGAGUUCACAUGUUAAAAAGAAAUCCAGGAUUCAGAAGGGAGAGAAUAAAGAGUCCUGAUGUAUUCAGGGGAAAAAAACCGGUGAGAUAACAAUGAAGACAGAAGGAGGCUGCGAUUAGAAUGACUCACUGGUCCUUUCCAGUUUUAAUCUCCUGUUAUGAUCCUUAGAUAUUGGUUGUGCCAAGAUUUAUGUUAGUGAUUUGUCAGGAGCAGGCAGCUUUGCUUCAAUUUUUAUGUGCUUUACAUCACCAAACAUAUGCACUGCUGUAGUUACCAUAUUUUUACUGGGUUGCCGAGUACAAAUUGCUACUUGAGUUCACAGCAGUAAAUACCUGUAAUCAAUCAGAUUUAUUCCCACUCUAGGAAAGGCUGGUGGGGUCCAUAUAUAAGGUUGACGGGAGUGAUAAAUACUGCCAUCAGCCACAGACUGUGCAAAAUAAAUCUAGGAUCUUCUGAUACUUCACGGAUAAGUGGAGAAGUUAUGAAGAAGACUCCUUUGGGGAGUUUCAUUUUUCGCCCCAUCCCUUUGAACUUGGUUUCAGAAUUUCAAUAGAUUUUAGAAUAUUUAACUGUUGUUCUGUAACGACUCCCGUAUCCACACACUGAUGGACACAAACAUGCAGGGUACAAGCAGUGCUAAUAUGCGGCCCUGACAGUAGAAGUCUCAAUGCAAAUUAGUACAGGCUGUCAUGCAGAUAUUUGGUGCAAAAAGGGCUGGACUGAGGAUAAAUGUGUAGAUUAUGCUCUCAGAUUCACUUGGGAAUGACAGUAAAACCCAUGCUUUUGAAUGAAUACUAUUUAGAAAGUAUCAAAUGUUAAUUUUUUAUUUCUUACCGCUUCCAUAGAGAGCCUGUAGGGCUAUCAUAUUUAAAAAUCAGGUUGCAUUUCUCUGCCUGUAACGUUUCUGUGAACUAUUCCUAAUAUGUGAUUUAGAAAACAGUAAAUAAAAUGUGAAUGAAGCAGGA